CGACCAGCCACCCGGAAUCACAUGACCCGGACUCUAAAGCGGUGAACUGAACAGACCGGAUUGUUUAUACAUGUCUACUUUAGCCAAAGUCAUGUCCAAGUUCCGUCUGGCUGUGAUCCAGCUGCAGGUGAGCAGCGUCAAGGCGGACAACCUGAGCAGAGCCCGGAGGCUGGUGAAGGAGGCUGCAGGACAGGGCAGCAAAGUGGUGGUUCUGCCGGAAUGCUUCAAUUCUCCAUAUGGGACCAACUUCUUCUCAAGAUACGCGGAGAAGAUCCCAGGAGAAUCCACCCAGGUGCUGUCAGAGGCAGCGAAGGAGAACCAGGUGUAUCUGGUGGGAGGAUCCAUCCCUGAGGAGGAUGGCGGGAAGUUGUUUAACACCUGUACAGUGUUUGGUCCUGAUGGAGAGGUGAUUCUUAAACACAGAAAGAUUCACCUGUUUGACAUCAACAUUCCCGGAAAAAUCCGUUUCCAGGAGUCUGAGACGCUGAGUGCAGGGAACAGUUUAUCAGUGUUUGACACAUCGUUUUGUAAAGUGGGUGUUGGGAUCUGCUAUGAUAUGAGGUUCGCGGAGCUCGCGCAGCUGUACAGCAGAAAAGGCUGUCAGCUGCUGGUUUACCCUGGAGCCUUCAACAUGACAACGGGCCCCACCCACUGGGAGCUCCUGCAGAGGGCGAGGGCACUUGAUAACCAGGUGUAUGUGGCCACAGCAUCACCUGCCAGAGAUGAGACUGCCUCUUACGUGGCCUGGGGUCACAGCACUGUUGUGAACCCAUGGGGAGAUGUCAUCUCCAAGGCCGGACCAGAGGAAGCUGUUGUUUACGCAGACAUCGACCUGCAGUAUUUGGCUGACGUCCGGCAGCAGAUCCCGAUCACGUCUCAGCGUCGGAACGACCUCUACGCGGUGACGUCUGCACAGGAAGGAUCGAGCUGAACUCUUUACACCAGGGUCCAGUUUUUCAGAUCAGGCUAAAAUGAUCCUGCUAAUUCUCAUCCACAUGAUUUUGUUGUUUGAAAGCGGACUGAGGAGUGGAUACCGGAGAGGUGCAAAUGAGCAGAUCUCCGCAGCUGCAGCAGCUCGAUGUCUCGCAGAAAAAGGCUUUUAAUCGUGAAAACACGAGAUGUUGCUGACUGACUGUCAGAUUACACGCGAACUGAGUGCAGUAACGCUGCGCUGACGUCAUCAGUUCUCAAGUAAAAAGCUGUGAAUUUUGUACCCGGUGUUGAUCUUAGUGAGUAAUGAAAAGCUUUUUGGUGAGCGGUGACUCGUUUAGUAUUUGUGGUUACAGAUGUGAAGAUUUGCCUCUUGCAAACUGUUUUUGUGCUCAAGAAUAAAAUAAUGAUCAGUUAAA
Messenger RNA from Archocentrus centrarchus (flier cichlid), 1349 nucleotides. It is a transcript of the gene nit2, whose product is annotated as nitrilase family, member 2. Lineage: Eukaryota; Metazoa; Chordata; Actinopteri; Cichliformes; Cichlidae. Gene Ontology annotation, cellular component: mitochondrion. The transcript is spliced from 10 exons. The record is from RefSeq and is a predicted model, not a curated record. Gene Ontology annotation, molecular function: omega-amidase activity. Gene Ontology annotation, biological process: L-glutamine metabolic process; oxaloacetate metabolic process. The coding region runs from base 71 to 931 and encodes 286 amino acids.